AUGGCUCUGACUGGUCUAAACCGCUGUACCUACGCGCUGUGCUUAGCCGUGGUGCUGGACGCGGUGGGAUUGGUGACCUUGCUGGUGGGUAUCUUCGGGAACCUGCAGUGGGGGGGUCGUGACUACGGGGACAUGCUGAUCUACACGGGGGCCAUUGUGGUCUUCGCCAGCCUCAUCGGCUGGGUCUUCUGGUACACCGGCAACAUUGAGAUCACCUGGGAGGAGCUUGGCAACGACUACCACCCCAGGGACACCAAACUCCAGCGCAUCGUCCGAAAGAUCUCCCGCAGCAUCUCCAUGAGGAACGGUGAAGGCCGGAUAACCAGGGCAGGAACGACUCGGGAUAUCAGCCCACACCCCAAGAGGGGGGACAGGGGCCAUCAGGAGGAGCGAGGGAGCAAGGCUGAAGAGCCUCAAGGAGGCCGCGCCAUGGAUUAA
Carcharodon carcharias (great white shark) is the source of this 438-nucleotide messenger RNA. Its product is annotated as transmembrane protein 238-like. Lineage: Eukaryota; Metazoa; Chordata; Chondrichthyes; Lamniformes; Lamnidae. The transcript has a single exon. The record is from RefSeq and is a predicted model, not a curated record. The coding region runs from base 1 to 438 and encodes 145 amino acids.